AUGCAUACUCUACAAUUGUUCGUCAUUGGAUUUAUCCUAUUACCAUUAUUUAUCGAUGGUCUGCCAUUUUUCCAUCGUGGACGACCUCGUGGUGGUAUGCUCGGCUCUCCAGGACAACGUCUUCGACGUCCAUUACAUCGACACAAAUCACCCAGCGAUGAGCUCUGGUAUACGCAGCAAUUAGAUCACUUUAAUCCAGCUGAUACGCGAACAUGGCAACAACGGUUUUUCGUUAACAGCGAUCACUGGAAACAAGGGGGACCAGUUUUCAUUCAAAUCGGUGGUGAAGGUCCAGCUGAUCCUAUUUGGAUGACGGAAGGACAAUGGAUUAAUUAUGCCAAAACACAUGGUGCCAUAUGUGUUAUGCUUGAACAUCGAUUCUACGGCAAAAGUCAUCCGACAGAAGAUCUUAGUGUAGAUAAUUUGAGAUAUCUUACUAGCGAACAGGCACUUGCUGAUCUGGCCACAUUUCGUCAAUUCUUCAAUGGAAAAUAUCAAAUAGCUGAAGAAACGAAAUGGAUCUCAUUUGGCGGAUCCUAUCCAGGUUCUCUAUCUGCAUGGUUUCGUUUGAAAUAUCCUCACCUUGUGCACGGUGCUGUCUCAGCCAGCAGUCCAAUGACUGCAUUAACUGAUUUUAGUGAUUAUUUAGUCGUUGUACGUAAUUCGCUUGCUACCUAUGAUGAAAAGUGUAAUGAUGCCACCAGUAGUGUGAUUAAAAUAAUGCAAGACAUGAUCACAUCAUCUUCAGGUCGUACAGCUUUACAGAAAGCUUUCCGUUUAUGCGAUCCCAUUGAUACUCAAAAUGAUGUGGAUAACUUCUUCGAAACUGUAACUGGUAAUUUCGAAGGUGUCGUUCAAUACAAUAAAGACAAUCGAGCAUUUGAGGGUGCACGUGCAACAAACAUCACUAUCGAUGUUAUCUGCAAAGCAAUGCUCAAUGAAAGUCAACCCGAUCUUCUUCAACGUAUGGUGGACGUUAACAACAUGCUAUUACAAGCAUACAGCCAAUCUUGUCUCGAUGCUGGCUAUAUGAGCACGAUCAAUCAAUUACGAAAUACGUCAUGGACUGCACCAUCGUCUGAAGGUGGUCGUCAGUGGACAUAUCAAACGUGUGUGGAGUUUGGAUUUUUUCAAUCAUCGAAUAGUCCUCAACAACCAUUUGGAAAUAAUUUCCCUGCUGAAUUCUUCGUUCAACAAUGUGCAGAUAUCUUCGGACCAAAGUUCAAUGAUGACCUCCUUGAACGCGGCAUUAACUUCACAAAUGCAUUCUAUGGUGCUGAACAGUUUGCUGGCUCAAGAGUUUUAUUCGUAAAUGGAGCUAUUGACCCAUGGCACGCAUUAAGCUUCACUAAAAAUCCCCCAAACAACAAUACUGCCAUAUUCUUAGCUAGCACAGCUCAUUGCGCUGAUAUGUAUCCAGAUGCUGAAUGGGAUCCACCUGAAUUGCGCCAAGCACGUCAAACAAUUAGCGAUACAAUCGGCCGAUGGUUACAAUGA
Molecule: messenger RNA, 1497 nt
Organism: Adineta ricciae
Lineage: Eukaryota; Metazoa; Rotifera; Eurotatoria; Adinetida; Adinetidae
Source: the annotation of a GenBank genome assembly